Messenger RNA from Vicia faba (fava bean), 384 nucleotides. The record is from the annotation of a GenBank genome assembly. Lineage: Eukaryota; Viridiplantae; Streptophyta; Magnoliopsida; Fabales; Fabaceae.
AUGGAGAAUUCCUUGCUGGCUGCUGCUGGAGCAGCGGAGAAAUGGAACGGAGAAGUAGAAGAAGGCUUGCGAACGGCGGAGAUGAAAACGGUGGAUCUUGAGGCUUAUGCACCCCCUCGAGAGCUUCUUCAGAUACUUCCUCCCAAGUCAUUAAUUAGAGGGUCAGAGAUUGGUUCACAAAUUGGACCCAAUAACCCAAAAUUUGCAAUGGGAAUGCAAGCUCUUCUAGAUCUCAUUUUUGCAGUUGAGGGAUCUGUCUCAGAUGCUGCAAAAUAUCUCGGGUUAUCUACUGGAGCAGUGUCUCGGUUAAUCCUUUCUGAUGAUUCACUUAGAAAGGAAGUAAAUGAUCUGCGGGCAUCAAAGGGUAUGAAGCCUCUCAAGUAG